Molecule: messenger RNA, 4794 nt
Organism: Xylona heveae TC161
Lineage: Eukaryota; Fungi; Ascomycota; Xylonomycetes; Xylonales; Xylonaceae
Product: P-loop containing nucleoside triphosphate hydrolase protein
Exons: 2
Coding region: 344-4354 (1336 amino acids)
Biological process (GO): transmembrane transport
Cellular component (GO): membrane
Molecular function (GO): ATP hydrolysis activity; ATP binding; ABC-type transporter activity
Source: RefSeq, a predicted model, not a curated record
GAAUUUAAUUAGACCGCUGUCAUCUUCAUCUUUUGAGAAUUCGUAUUUGAGCAUCUGCAGCGAAUAUAUACGUAUAUAUACUUUUCACUAUUUCCUCCUCAAUUUUAAAAAGUUUUUUUGUCUUGCAUUUCUAUACUUGAAACACUAUCAUUUCCAUAUACCUGUAUUGCCACUUAUCGCUGCGCCGUGCGCUCCGAUUUAUAUAUCAACCAUACGAAAAGCCUGGACACUUGGAACCUGCCUCGAGGCAGGCUAGCAUCUAAAUCACACGGUUUCCUCAACAAGAGGCUUCUCGUGAGCAUUGCUCCACGGCUUUCAGGGAGAUAAUCCUCCCGGUCAAGCCAUGACGGCGCACGAGAUAGAGAAACCUGUAUCGGGCAAUUCGAGCGAUGCACCAUCUUUCAAAGAUGCCCCAUCGACAGGGAAAGAGGCCGUUGUGGUCGAACGGCAAGAUUCCACCUCACUCAAAAAGCUAGACUCCAAAAUUGUCAAAGUUGGUGGUGCUGAGGUCGGGGAUCCAUAUGCACACCUCUCUGAGGACGAACGUCGAAUCAUCAGAAGACAGUUGGACAUUCCUUCUGUGAAGGUGACCUUUACUACCUUAUUCCGCUAUGCCACGAAGCUUGAUAUCUUCAUUAUGGCAGUCAGCGCUCUCUGUGCCAUUGCUGCUGGCGCCGUUCUUCCUUUGAUGACUGUCGUCUUUGGCAAACUCACAGGCACUUUCCGAGACUUUUUUCUGGGUACUGCGUCCCAUUCUACUUUCACGCACGCCCUCAACCAUAACACCCUCUACUUUGUUUAUCUCGCAAUUGGCGAGUUUGCGACUGUCUACAUCGCCACUGUAGGCUUCAUCUACACUGGUGAACACGUUGCUCAGAAGAUUCGUGAGGCGUACCUCGCCGCCAUCUUGCGCCAGAACAUUGCUUUCUUCGAUGAACUUGGCGCUGGAGAAAUCACUACGCGAAUUACUGCAGAUAUGAAUCUGGUGCAGGAUGGUAUGUCGGAAAAACUCGGACUUACCUUGACGGCUCUAUCAACCUUCAUCACUGCAUUCGUCAUCGGCUUCAUCAAGUAUGCUCGAUUGACUGGUAUCCUGAUCUCGGUCGUCAUUUCUAUUUUCUCUAUCAUGGGCGGCGGCUCCGUCUUUAUUGUCAAAUACAAUAAACAAGCUCUGGAGUCUUAUGCUCAAGGUGGCACCAUUGCAGAGGAAGUCAUUAGUUCCAUUCGCAAUGCUGUGGCCUUCGGCACCCAAGAAAAGCUGGUUAGAAAGUACGAUUCCUACUUGACCGAAGGGGAAAAAUGGGGCGCCAAGACCAAAACAGCACUGGCUGUCAUGCUUGCCGGUAUGUUCUGUGUCAUGUACUUGAAUUACGGGCUUUCCUUCUGGCAAGGAUCGAGAUACCUUGCAGCUGGCGACAUGAGUCUUCAGGACAUCCUGACUAUUCUACUGUCGGUCAUGAUCGGAGCUUUUGCGCUUGGAAACGUCGCCCCCAACGCGCAGGCCUUCACUACCGCUGUGGGAGCAGCCACAAAAAUCUAUCAUACGAUUGACCGUGCUUCACCCCUGGAUUCGGUCACGGACGACGGCGAGAAAUUAGAAUCGCUGGAAGGCACGGUGGAGCUUCGACAUGUCAAGCACAUUUAUCCCUCACGGCCGGAAGUUACAAUCAUGGAUGAUGUGAACCUUGUGGUUCCUGCAGGAAAAACGACCGCGCUGGUUGGUGCAUCAGGCUCCGGAAAGAGUACUAUCGUGCAUUUGGUCGAGCGUUUUUAUGAUCCCGUGGGCGGCCAGGUAUUGUUGGACGGCCAUGACGUUUCAACCCUAAACCUCCGUUGGCUUCGACAACAGAUUUCCUUGGUUAGCCAGGAGCCUACUCUCUUCGCUACGACCAUUUACGGCAAUAUCAGGCAUGGGUUGAUUGGCACAAAAUAUGAGAGCGUAUCUGAAGAAAAGCAACAAGAACUCAUAAUCAACGCGGCUAAGAUGGCAAAUGCCCAUGACUUUGUCACUUCUCUGCCUGAAGGAUACCAGACGCAUGUUGGCGAGAGGGGUUUCCUGCUCUCUGGUGGCCAGAAGCAGCGUAUCGCUAUUGCACGUGCGAUCGUCAGCGAUCCUAAGAUUCUUCUUCUGGAUGAAGCUACUUCCGCCCUGGAUACGAAAAGUGAAGGCGUUGUGCAGGCAGCGCUCGAUGCUGCCGCCGUUGGCCGAACCACAAUUGUGAUUGCUCAUCGUCUGUCAACCAUCAAAGGAGCCGACAACAUCGUUGUCAUGUCCCGUGGUCGUAUAGUCGAACAGGGUACCCAUGAUGAGCUUCUUCGCUUGCGAUCAGCGUAUUACAACCUUGUCGAGGCGCAGCGUAUUGCAGCUAUCAACGAGAAUAAGGCAAUUGACGAAGUUCCUAUCUUAGAUGAGCGUGAUCGACAAAUCGUUGGAACUCCCACCUCAGAAAAGAAGGACGCUUUCGAAUCAGACCCUGAAGAUGCUGCUAUGGCAGAGAAGUUGAAUCGAACCCAAACCACGAAAUCCAUUUCAAGCAUGGCUCUCAAGCAAAGGCAACCAGAAUCUCGUCCAAAGUACUCCCUGUGGACUUUGAUAAAGCUUGUUGCUUCUUUCAAUCGCAAAGAGAGACUAUUCAUGCUCCUGGGCCUUGCCUUUUCAAUCGUCUGUGGAGGCGGAAAUCCUACUCAGUCUGUCUUUUUUGCAAAGGCCAUUGUUGCGCUCUCCCUGCCUUUGCCUGCACAGGUUCACAAGCUCCGACAUGAUGCAGACUUCUGGUCUGGAAUGUAUCUCAUGCUCGCUCUUAUCGAAUUCAUCGCUUUCUGUGUCCAGGGCAUCUCUUUUGCCUUUUGUUCGGAGCGACUCGUGCAUCGCGCACGCCUUCAAGCAUUCCGGACCAUGCUACGGCAGGACAUUGAAUUUUUUGACCGGGAUGAAAAUACGGCCGGCGCGCUGACCUCAUUCUUGUCCACGGAGACCAAUCACCUUGCGGGAAUGAGUGGAUCUACCCUUGGCACAAUUCUUCUUGUUCUUACAACUUUGAUUGCGUCGAUUGCUUUAUCUUGCGCGAUCGGCUGGAAGUUGGCACUCGUAUGCACUGCAACUGUUCCUAUUCUCCUCGCUUGUGGCUUCUUCCGUUUCUGGAUGCUUGCCCAUUUCCAGGAGCGAGCGAAGAAGGCAUACGAACACUCUGCCAGUUAUGCAUGUGAAGCGACUUCUGCGAUCAGAACUGUCGCAUCACUGACUCGAGAACAUGAUGUCUGGGAUCAAUACCAUGAGUCGCUUGUCCAACAGGCUAGGACAAGUUUUAUAUCCGUGCUCAAGUCAUCCCUACUUUACGCUGCCUCUCAAUCGUUCAUGUUCCUUUGUACAGCUCUUGGGUUCUGGUAUGGUGGAAAACUUAUCGCGGAUGGGGAGUACUCGAUGUUUCAAUUCUUCCUUUGCUAUUCCUCUAUCAUUUUCGGCGCCCAAUCCGCCGGCACCAUCUUUUCCUUUGCGCCUGACAUGGGCAAAGCGAAACUGGCGGCUCAGGAGCUGAAAGCACUUUUUGACCGGAAACCGACCAUUGACACUUGGUCAGGCGAGGGAGAACGCUUAAGCGGCAUGGAUGGUAUGAUCGAAUUCCGUGACGUUCACUUCCGUUAUCCAACUCGUCCCGAACAACCGGUCUUGAGAGGCCUCGACCUAACGGUUAAGCCUGGCCAAUAUGUUGCCCUCGUCGGCGCUAGCGGUUGCGGAAAGAGCACCACUAUUGCACUGCUCGAACGAUUUUAUGACCCUUUGUCAGGAGGUGUCUUCAUCGACGGCAAAGAGAUCUCAAAGUUAAACGUCAACGACUACCGUAGCUAUCUGGCAUUGGUUAGUCAAGAGCCCACGCUCUACCAAGGCACGGUUCGUGAUAAUGUUCUUCUUGGAGCCGACCGUGAGGAUGUUCCGGAAGAAGAAAUUGUCCAGGCUUGCAAGGAUGCUAAUAUUUACGAUUUUAUCAUGUCUCUUCCGGAAGGAUUCGGAACAGUUGUCGGUAGCAAGGGCAGUAUGCUUUCUGGUGGCCAAAAGCAGAGAAUUGCUAUUGCCCGUGCUCUUCUUCGUGAUCCGAAAGUCUUGUUGCUCGAUGAAGCCACAUCAGCAUUGGAUUCGGAAUCAGAAAAGGUUGUUCAGGCUGCACUCGAUGCUGCUGCCCGCGGCCGUACUACUAUUGCUGUCGCACAUCGACUCAGUACUAUACAAAAGGCCGACAUCAUUUACGUCUUUGACCAAGGCCGUAUUGUUGAGCACGGUACCCAUGCUGAACUGCUUCGCAACAAAGCAAGGUACUUUGAGCUUGUCAACCUCCAGAGUCUUGGCAAGGCUGAGUAGGCAUUGUCAGCCUGCCGAAGUUGUGAGAACGCUUUUUAUACCUCUGUCCUUUGGAGGCAUCGAGCCUAUAUCUGAUUGUUAGCUUUUGGCGUCUGCAUUUAUUCUACAGCAGCAAAACCGGCGCAUAUAUCUGGGUGGGAUAAUUCUUAACAUCAUGGCAUUGCGGCAUUUCGUUUAUAAGCCAGGCUAGGCUCUACAGGUAUAAUUUCUGUCUAUACGCGUCACCGACUAAACUAUCGGACCAUGAUCACAUUCUACUGUAUUAAUUUAACUCUCCAAUCACCAUCUUAUAUUCAUAUACAUACUUUAUAUCAAUGUAUGCAAAGGAGCACAAAUCCCCAUUCCCUUUCUGUGCCGCAAAAUUAGUUAAACUUGUGUAAUUAUACAAUCAUUGCCAUUUUGGGUAGCUAUAACUGGGCCCAUCGUUCGCCCUGGAAGAC